AUGUUGAAAUGCGCCCAUCGAAUUAUGACCCAUCACAGGGCCGAUAUGAGGAAAAUCGAGGGCAACCGCAGUUUCACUAGCAUAUUGAGGGCAUUCCGUGAUGGUCAGAAUAUCAUCUGCUCAAUUCACACUCUGGUUGAGACGCUUGCAGACAUGACUGCCAUUGCGACAAACCAUAACACGUAUGUCUGGGCAGAGGGAAACCAUCACUUUGUCUUCGCUGAUGACGAGCUUCAUGUCAAACCCCCAAAACAGGAGGCACUGAGAAUGAGGCUUUUGGAGAGGGGCUGGUGCCCAAACGACGUGGAAUACAUCACCAAUACGUUUGCCUUGUGUAGGCAAUACUACAUCAGCAACCUCCGAAGGCGGGCUAGCGACAAGCCUCACACUGCAUGCUCUUCAUCUUUGUGUUUUUUGAAGGAUAAUAAAUCUAAAUUUCAACAGCCUAAGCACCGACACAGCAAGUGCAAUUGCAUUUCCAUUAGCACGCAAGAUGACAGAGUUACGGCCUCUUUGAAGGACGGAAAGAUUCCCAGAAUACAUAUUUGCCCGAUGCUUCCUAUGAAAGACAAUACAGGCCAAUGCGAAAUUAAAAAUUCGGGGAAAUAUGUCGCAAUAUCACAUGUAUGGUCUCAUGGGCUUGGAAAUUCCUCCGCUAACGAACUCCCACAAUGCCAAAUUCUCUACCUCCAACAGCUUGUUCAAAACCUGUAUCCUCCUCAUCAUUGCCCGGUACACCUUUGGAUCGAUACACUGUGCAUUCCAGCGGAGUCGGAAGGAAAGAAGCUCGGUCUAAGGCUUCUCAAGAAGGCUUUUCAUGAGGCGGAUAAAGUUCUUGUGAUCGACUUGGAGCUCCUUGAUAUCCACAGUGUAUCGGAUGAAGAAAUUCUUAUUCGAAUUAAUCGCUCGGAAUGGAUGAGAAGAUUAUGGACACUCAACGAAGCAGUGAUUUCAGGUCCAAAACUUCAUGUGCAAUUAUCGCAGCGAGCAGUGGACUUCAAAACUCUCUUGGGUUGGCACUGUCCCGCAGACGGCCCUCCCGAGUCGUCUUUACCAGGGCCUGAGUCUGUACCUGACCUUGACCAUGAUACUGCUGGCCAUUUUGCUAAGAUUUGGGCAAUUAGCAUGGAAAAAAAUCUUUUCCGUCGACUGGCCAAGCUCAUCCCGGUUCUGCAUCGCCGAAGGGUAACCGACAAGGCAGAUGAAACCAUUUGUAUUGCAACUGCACUUGGCCUUCCAGUCGAACCACUUUUGGACUGUCACCCUGAAUUGCGGAUGAAAACACUGAUCUCCAUGCUCCUCAAGAUCCCAUGCAAUGUUAUCUUUUCGAACGCUCCAAGGCUAGGAGAUAUUGGUCUUCGCUGGGCGCCCAAAACUCUCCUGACCGGAGAUCUGGACUUUAUGAACACGAAUCGGGCGGAGCAGUUUUACGGCAGCUGGACAGGAUCCGGGAUCUCUGUUCGGUUGGGAGGGUUCGAACUCCACGUCUACCAGAAACGCUUUAUCCGAUACCUCGCGCACAUUCCGCUAAAGAAGUUUUACUUCUCCUAUGAAAAUAAGUGGCUAUUUGCCACUUUAGUUAUCCCUGAUGGCCAGGAGACACUCGCAGCUGUUGUCACCAGGCCAAUUCUUCGAUUUGCUUUGGCCGUGGAUCCGUCCUUCGCACAGCGACGAGCAAUCUUACUUGGUGUGCACAAUGAAGAACGUCAUUGUAUAGAGGUGACGUACCUAGCCAGGUACAAUAUUGGAUUCCUUGGGGACUCAUUCAAGCAGUGUGCAGAAAAUAUAAAACGAUGUGCUAUUGAAUCUGGGUAUGACCUGAACCCCGAUAUAAGUGACAUGAAUCAAGAAGAAAGGGACUCAUUUGAGCAGAUCAACGCGGCGCACGAAGGACUCUUCGCCCUGGGUGCCUCUGCUGCCGUAAAUGAAUCGUAUUCUUUAGGACAAGAGUGGCAUAUCCAGUGA
Molecule: messenger RNA, 1965 nt
Organism: Exophiala spinifera
Lineage: Eukaryota; Fungi; Ascomycota; Eurotiomycetes; Chaetothyriales; Herpotrichiellaceae
Exons: 1
Coding region: 1-1965 (654 amino acids)
Source: RefSeq, a predicted model, not a curated record